Molecule: messenger RNA, 1150 nt
Organism: Perkinsus marinus ATCC 50983
Lineage: Eukaryota; Perkinsozoa; Perkinsida; Perkinsidae
Exons: 1
Coding region: 17-1150 (377 amino acids)
Source: RefSeq, a predicted model, not a curated record
ACGUGUAUCAUCUCCAAUGCCUCUCUUCGUCGCGGCAUUCUUGGUCUUGUUCGCGUUAUUGGGUGCAACCGACAAAAUAAAGGUAUUUCCUGAUAUGUUCUAUUCCAAUGUUGACAAUAAGAACAUCUAUCUCUGUCCUCCUGAGACGAUAUCGGAAGAGACGAGGAAUGACUGGAAGGCCGGUACUGAAGUACUUAUUGAUGGUAGUCAGUGUGAAGACUACGAUCACUUCUUGGCCGAAGAUGGGCAAGGAGACUUCCUCGAUUGUGUUGUGUGGAUCGAAGGGAAGACCAUUGCCGCCCUCGACAAGCUUGGUGUAGAUGCUUACCUCAUGUCCGGUUCCCUUCUGGGAUGGUAUCGGCAUCAUAAAGGUGUUGUUCCUUGGGAUGUUGAUGGUGAUCUAGGCAUGAACCAAGAUACAUGUAAUGCUGCUUUCGAGGCCAAAGGCGGCAAGCAUAAGAAUAUGAUAGGCUUACUGCGGGAAACCAUUGGGGAGGAGUUCUACGUGGGUGCCCGGCUCCAAGGGAUUGGCAGCUCUCUCCCUGAGGACUCCUUUGAGGCUUGUGAUACCAACGAGCUCAUGGUACGAGGCUCUCAUCCAAAUGGUAAGACCUGCCACACUGACAUUUGGAUCAUGCAUCCAGACGAUGCUAAGUAUAAAGGCACUGAGUUCGAGUGUCAGUGUAAAAGCGACAUCCCUAUGCCGAGAGUGUGUCGUAAGAAAACCUACUGCAACGCCCUUGAUGAUUUCCUACCUGUUCUCAAGACAACUCAAAGCGCCGUCUCUAUUUCUGCCGACGUUAAGGUGCCUCGUAAGCCCAAAGAGGUUCUUGACAUACUCUAUUCAAAAACUGACUUUCUCAACAUGAACACUAUUCCUGGCAACUACAAGUUCGGCAGCCGUGUUCUCGUAUUGGGUUCUGAUGCUUCAGAGUCGGCUACUACUUUUCUGGCUCCGAGUACUCCGCAAUUCGCCACUGAUAGUGCGGAUCUCUCUUCGAAGUAUUUCCCCGAAGUCUCAAUUGUUGUUGUAGUCGGGGCGUUUGUGCUGGGAUCAAUCGUUGGUGGGUUGAUCCAUAGGUGUUAUGUGCGUCGACAUUCCCCUACGAUAGCGUACACCACUGUUGACAAUGUUGCUAGCAGUAGUUAG